AUGGAGCCAGGGCCUCCCCGCGGCGGGGAUAACGUAUCUCCGGAGUCAUGCACAUCAAACAGAAUACACGUGCCCCAAUUCACCCAUCCGUUCUACUGGUCUGCCGUCUACCAGAGAGCCCUCUACAUCCCAGGAUACGAACCAAAGAUGAACCUCUCAAAGUGCCUGGUGUCUCAAAAGUCAUCCGACUCAGGUCUCCAUAUCCAGCUCCAUCCGCUUGUUCUCCUCACUAUCUCCGAUCAAAUCACCCGACAUGUCGCCCGACAGCAGCACGGACCAAUAAUCGGCGGUCUCCUAGGCCAGCAGAAUGGACGAGAGAUAACACUGGAGCAUGCAUUCGAGUGCCCUGUCACUUCUAACCCGAAUGAUGAGAUCUUAUUGCCGGCAGCAUGGUUUGAAGAGCGCCUCCAGCAGUUCAAGGAUGUGCACAAGAAUCCUGCUCUCGAUCUUGUUGGAUGGUGGUCAACCGCCCCAUCGACUGGCCCGACCGAAGAUCAACUCCCCUUCCACCGACAGAUCCUCCAACAUUACAAUGAAUCAGCUGUCUAUCUCGCCUUCCAUACCUCACAGCUCGAAAACCCAAAUCCUCAGGGUGGCAAGCUUCCUCUGACUAUCUACGAGAGUGUCCACGAGGGCGAGACAGCUUCCGAUGCCAGCAAAGACAUGCAGGUCGACAGCGAGGAGCCGCUGCCGAACAUCAGAUUCCGGGAGCUAGCCUACUCCAUGGAGACAGGAGAAUCAGAGAUGAUUGGUAUCAAUACCAUUGUCCAGGCUUCGGGCACCGCUUCUCUGAAUGCGACACAAGAGCCGACCAAGCGCGCGCAGCAGACCAAGCAGACUAAGCAGACCAAGGCAAACAAAAACAAGCAGAGUGCAGAGGUUGAGCUGUCACAGGAGGAAGAAGAGCUGAUUGCGAGUCUCCACACACGUCUCAAUGCCGUCCGCAUCCUCGAAUCGCGCCUCUCUAUCAUCAAAUCCUAUCUCUUGAGUCUGACCGAAGCCGAUUCCAGCUCAGAUAGCCCCAAGGACGAGACAUCCCUCACCGAGCUAUCACACCCAAUCCUCCGCAAUAUCAACUCCCUACUCUCGCACCUAUCCAUUCUCUCUCCAUCAGAGCAAAGCACCUUCGCCACCGAAGUCAUCUCGCAGCACAACGACGUGCAGUUAAUCUCGCUACUCGGCCAACUCGGCGAGAAUGUCAAAGCUAUGCGCGAAAUGGGACGCAGAUCUGAAAUUGUUCAGGGCGGGCGUCAAGCGGCUAACGUACGCAAGGACCCGAUGGGAAGCUUCAACGAGGAGCUCUGGGGGCAGACUGGGAUUCCCAUCAGCCUCCAUGGCCAGGCUGGACGUGGGGGCCGUCGCCAACCCGGUGGCGGUGGCCAAAUUUAA
Penicillium bovifimosum is the source of this 1389-nucleotide messenger RNA. Its product is annotated as COP9 signalosome complex subunit 6. NCBI's taxonomy places the organism in Eukaryota, Fungi, Ascomycota, Eurotiomycetes, Eurotiales, Aspergillaceae. Gene Ontology annotation, molecular function: metallopeptidase activity; protein binding. The transcript is spliced from 3 exons. Gene Ontology annotation, biological process: protein deneddylation. The record is from RefSeq and is a predicted model, not a curated record. The coding region runs from base 1 to 1389 and encodes 462 amino acids. Gene Ontology annotation, cellular component: COP9 signalosome.